AAACUCCUCCAAUUAUUUCCCAAUAAGCUUGGGAAAUAAAUAUCCAAAAGAAACUCUUCUUCUCAUUAGAACUUAGAAGCAGAAGAAGAAGUAGAAGAAGAAGAGUAUUAAAUUAAAUUAGAGCAUAAGAGAGACACCACCAACUCUUCACCCAUAUCUUAUUCCGGACAAUCCCAAGCUUCCCAAUUUGAACAACUCUGCCGGCUCACCACUUUGUUUCAACUCCAAUUAAUCUAAUCUCAAUCCCAACCAUCUUUGCAUGCCUUUCUCUGUAAAGCUGUACCACUACUCCUAUCCUUCUAGAACGUCCCACCUCCCUCCCUCCUUCCUCUUUUGACUCUCUCUCUCUCUCUCUCUCUCUCAUCUCCAACUUCAUGUGAUCAAUCAUGCUUCUCUUCUCCUUCAUCUUCAAUCCUUAAUAAAAGGAAAAGCCAUUAUUAACCAACCUUUUCUUCUCUGUAAAUGCUUUACCUCUUCAAAGUAUUGCUAAUACUUUUUAGUCAACUCAAGCAUUCUUCUUGUUCUUGUUGAAAGAUUCAAUCUUUCACCUCAAAUCCUUGGAAAAAAUCCAAUCUUUGAUCCAUUUUAGCCAUAAAAAUCCCUCCUUUUUUUUUGUUUCUCCAAAUUCAUGCUCCAUCUUCAAUAGUAGCUCUCAUCAAUGGCCCACGAGCGGCCUCUCUUAGACCCUUCUCCCCGACCUCCGGCCACCGCCGAGCCUGCCCCCCCUGUGGCGUCGUCGUUUCGGUUUCCGUCCUCCCGGCGCUCUGCCCGUUCUCGUGCCUCCACUGACCACAUCUCCUUCGCCAUCGAUCCUGCUUCCCCUAAGCCCUCCUCCGCCGUCCGCUACGGCUCCCGCGCGGAGUCCGACCGGUCUGGCGCUUCCCAGAAAGAGAUCUCCGACGAUGACGCUCGCCUCGUCUUCAUCAACGACCCUGAGAAGACGAACGAGCGGCUGGACUUCGCCGGCAACGCGAUCCGCACCGGCAAGUACUCCGUUUUGACCUUCCUCCCUCGCAAUCUCUUCGAGCAAUUCCACCGCGUUGCCUACCUCUACUUCCUCGCCAUCGCCAUCCUCAACCAACUCCCUCAACUCGCUGUCUUCGGCCGCGGCGCCUCCAUUCUCCCUCUCGCCUUUGUCCUUCUCGUCACCGCCGUCAAAGACGCCUACGAGGACUUCCGCCGCCACCGUUCCGACCGCAUCGAGAACUCCCGCCUCGCUCUCGCCCUUGACAACCUCUCCUUCGUCCACAAAUGCUGGAAAGACCUCCGCGUCGGCGAAGUCAUCAAGAUCUCCGCCAACGACACCAUCCCCUGUGACAUGGUCCUCCUCUCCACCAGCGAUCCCACCGGCGUCGCCUACCUCCAAACCAUCAACCUCGACGGCGAAUCUAAUCUCAAGACCCGCUACGCCAAGCAAGAAACCCUUUCCAAAACCCCCGACAAUGGCAUCCCCUCCAUCUCCGGCGUGAUCCGCUGCGAGAAACCCAAUCGUAACAUCUAUGGCUUCCAGGCCAACAUGGAAAUCGAUGGCAAACGCAUCUCUCUCGGACCUUCCAACAUUAUUCUUCGCGGUUGUGAGCUCAAAAACACAUCUUGGGCCAUUGGCGUCGUCGUCUACGCCGGCAGAGAGACCAAGGUGAUGCUCAAUAGCUCUGGCGCUCCCUCAAAGCGCAGCCGACUUGAAUCCCAUAUGAAUAGAGAGACCAUCUUGCUCUCCUUUCUCUUGAUCAUCCUUUGCUCUAUUGUAACCUUUUUGGCUGGCUUUUGGCUUGGGCAUCACAAGAAGGAGCUCAACUCCUCACCUUACUUUAGAAAGAGCAACUUUGGUAGAGAUGGUGAUAAUUACAACUACUAUGGGAUUGGAAUGGAGAUCUUCUUGACAUUCCUCAAGUCAGUGAUUGUAUUCCAGAUUAUGAUUCCCAUAUCUCUGUAUAUAUCCAUGGAGCUUGUUCGUCUCGGGCAGGCUUAUUUCAUGAUUCGUGAUUCGAAUUUAUAUGAUGAAGCUUCAAAUUCAAGGUUUCAGUGUAGAGCUUUGAAUAUCAAUGAGGAUCUUGGGCAGAUCAAGUAUGUGUUCUCAGACAAGACCGGGACACUGACAGAGAACAAGAUGGAGUUCCAAUGUGCGAGCAUUCGUGGGGUUGAUUAUAGUGGAGAGAAAGUUACUGUGGGAGAAUAUUCGAUUAAAGUUGGAGAUCAAGUUUGGAGGCCGAAGAUGAAUAUUAAGACUGAUCCUGAGUUGUUGGGACUUUUGAGGGGUGGAAGGGAGAGUGAGCGACGCAAGUAUGCUUGUGAUUUCUUGCUUGCCCUUGCAGCUUGCAACACUAUUGUGCCACUGGUAGUAGAUACAACAGACCCGAAACUAAAGUUGGUAGAUUAUCAAGGGGAGUCCCCUGAUGAACAGGCGUUGGUUUAUGCCGCCGCCUCAUAUGGAUUUGUGCUUGUUGAGAGGACUUCCGGGCACAUUGUCAUUGAUGUGCUUGGAGAUAGACAGAGGUUUGAUGUGUUGGGUCUUCAUGAGUUUGAUAGCGAUCGCAAAAGGAUGUCGGUUAUAAUUGGAUGCCCUGAUAAGACGGUGAAGUUAUUUGUAAAAGGUGCAGACAGCUCAAUGUUUGGAGUAAUUGACAAAUCCCGCAAUAUGGAUGUAGUUCGCGCAACAGAGUCACAUCUUCACAGCUAUUCAUCCAUUGGUCUGAGAACAUUGGUUGUUGGGAUGCGGGAGCUCAAUAGCUCUGAGUUCGAAGAGUGGCAAUCUGCCUAUGAGAAAGCAAGCACCGCUUUGUUUGGAAGAGCAAGUUUGUUACGAACUGUUGCAGCAAAUAUAGAGACCAAUCUUCAAUUACUUGGAGCCUCAGGAAUUGAAGAUAAACUACAAGACGGUGUACCUGAAGCUAUAGAAUCUCUGAGACAGGCUAAUAUCAAGGUCUGGGUGUUGACUGGUGAUAAACAAGAAACCGCCAUUUCCAUCGGCUAUUCUUGCAAGCUAUUGACGAAUGAGAUGACUCAGAUUAUAAUAAAUAGCCAUUCAAAAGAAUCUUGUAGGAAGAGUCUCCUCGAUGCUUUUACUAUGUCCACCAAAAUUUCAGCAAUGGCUUCUAAUGCACAGAAUUCUGUUGGAGAUGCGGGAUCCAACAAGGUUCCUCUUGCUUUGAUCAUCGACGGAACCAGCCUUGUCUAUAUUCUUGAGACUGAACUUGAAGAAGAGCUUUUCAAAGUGGCAACAAUAUGUGACGUGGUGUUAUGCUGCCGAGUGGCUCCAUUGCAGAAAGCUGGAAUAGUCGCACUUAUUAAGAACCGAACUGACGACAUGACUCUUGCCAUUGGUGACGGUGCCAAUGAUGUUUCGAUGAUUCAAAUGGCGGAUGUGGGGAUUGGAAUCAGUGGCCAAGAAGGGCGGCAAGCUGUUAUGGCCUCCGACUUCGCCAUGGGGCAAUUCAGAUUCUUGGUGCCUCUUCUAUUGGUUCAUGGUCAUUGGAAUUAUCAGCGAAUGGCCUACAUGAUCUUAUACAACUUUUACAGGAAUGCUGUAUUUGUUUUCACUCUUUUUUGGUAUGUUCUGUACACAGCUUUCAGUUUGACAACUGCAGUUACAGAAUGGAGCAGCGUGUUAUAUUCGGUGAUCUACACUGCUCUCCCGACCAUCAUCAUUGGAAUUCUAGACAAGGAUUUGAGUAGGAAGACACUGAUGAAGUAUCCUCAACUCUAUGGAGCCGGUCAGCGGGAGGAAAGAUACAACCUCUGGAUGUUUAUUUUCACUAUGUUGGACACUAUUUGGCAAAGUGCGGCUAUUUUCUUCAUACCACUUCUUGCAUAUAGACACAGUACUGUAGAUAUAUCUGGUAUCGGAGAUUUAUGGACACUCGCAGUUGUCAUACUGGUGAACCUUCACUUGGGAAUGGAUGUAUUCCGAUGGAAUUGGCUCACACAUGUAUCCAUUUGGGGCUGCAUUGUUGCCACAGCCAUUUGCGUAAUCAUCAUCGACUGCAUACCCAUUCUUCCCGGAUACUGGGCAAUCUUUGAGAUGAUGAAACAAGGGCUGUUUUGGUUCUGCUUGCUCGGCAUUAUAAUCGCGGCAUUAAUCCCACGGUUUGUGGUCAAAGCUUUCAUGGAGUACUUCAAACCUAGUGACAUCCAAGUUGCCAGGGAGAUGGAGAAGUAUGGAAGUUUGAAUGAAGUUGCUGCUAAUACAGUGCGAGAAAUUCCAAUGACUUCAUUCGCAAAUGCGAAUCAGAGAAUACCAUGAUUUUUACACAUCUUUUAUUCUUUCUUGUUUAUUUCUCUGUUCUUGUGUGUAUAUUAGCCUAUUCUUUGAGCUGUAAGUCGGGUUUGUCGCCGAUAGCAUGCUUGUAACAAAAACAAGGGAUCAAUUCACACUCCCUACAUGGCUUGUAUGUAUUUUAGAAAUUUUGUCAGAUCAAAUGAAAAUUACCAUGAUACACAACAGUAAUUUUGCCUCCAUUAUUGUCUUGAGUAUGCAUGACAUUGAAGAUUGAAAAUGAGCUUGUAAAUGAAUCCAAAGA
Messenger RNA from Dioscorea cayenensis subsp. rotundata (Guinea yam), 4517 nucleotides. Its product is annotated as phospholipid-transporting ATPase 1. The record is from RefSeq and is a predicted model, not a curated record. The transcript is spliced from 7 exons. Gene Ontology annotation, molecular function: ATP hydrolysis activity; ATPase-coupled intramembrane lipid carrier activity; ATP binding. The coding region runs from base 659 to 4240 and encodes 1193 amino acids. NCBI's taxonomy places the organism in Eukaryota, Viridiplantae, Streptophyta, Magnoliopsida, Dioscoreales, Dioscoreaceae. Gene Ontology annotation, biological process: phospholipid translocation. Gene Ontology annotation, cellular component: plasma membrane.